Molecule: messenger RNA, 1839 nt
Organism: Fonsecaea erecta
Lineage: Eukaryota; Fungi; Ascomycota; Eurotiomycetes; Chaetothyriales; Herpotrichiellaceae
Exons: 4
Coding region: 1-1839 (612 amino acids)
Source: RefSeq, a predicted model, not a curated record
AUGGCCACUACAGAGCCCAUAUUGACAGAACCCAACAGUUUCCUCCCGAUUGACACCAAUCUCGCGGGUAAUACGUUCUCUGACCCACUUCAGGAUGACGGGGAACACGGUCUCGAUUUAAGUUCCCGAGAUUCGAAGGCCCAUGCUCAAGUGGCGGUGACGGAUAUUUCUUCUGGUCAGAGCAGCACGGAAGAAAAUGGCCUUAGCCCUCUGGAUUCAGAGCCGCCUCCGGUCGUUGAGUCACCAAUCUCGGAAACGGCUGAUCUUAAUCCUUUGGCUAAGUUCCCGCCAACAAGGCAAGACUCUGCCUGCUAUUUGGAUGAGAACGCCGCCACCGCGCCUGUCAUCGAUGACAUCCGGAACGAAGAUGGUGCAGCGGCUGCCAACGAGGUCGUACCCGAAAGCCGGGCGCCAAAUGUGUCGGCGCUUAUCAUCGACCUGGGUGAUGUUUUGUGCAACUGGACAGCACCAGAAGCACUACCAAUCUCGCCCGCAAUGCUCCACCGGCUCCUCAAGACUCGGUUUUGGCAUGAAUACGACUCAGGUGUUAUUACACAAGAAGAAUGCUACAAUCGUCUUGCUACCCAAUAUGGGCUUUUGCUGUCUGAUGUGGCAGAGGCGUUCAAGCAAGCCGCCCAAUCGCUCAGCCCUGACCAAGAGGUCUUUGGCAUGAUUCGAGACUUGAAAGAGACUUACCGCGGCUCGUUGAAAAUCUAUCUUAUGUCAAACAUCCCCCUGCCUGAGUGGAAGGCCUUGGAAGGGGACACGCGAUACGAUUGGACUCUGUUCGAUGGCUUUUUCAUCUCUGCUCAAGUGGGCAUGUGUAAACCCGAGCUUGGAUUCUUCCGCCAUGUUCUAAGCAGCAUCAAUAAGAAGCCGAAGGAUGUCAUCUUUGUGGAUGACAACGCUGAAAAUAUCCUCGCAGCUCGAUCGCUGGGCAUCAGAUGCCUCAGAUACAAGGAUGCCGCCGGGGUGAGGCGAUUCUUCCACCACGUUUUCGACGACGGCGUCGAUCGAGGACGGCAGUGGUUGCAAAGGAACGCGAAGAAUAUGUGGUGCGAAACUCCCGAGGGACGAGAAGUGAGAGACAAUUUUGCCCAGCUCUUCUUGUACGAAGCCGCCGGUGAUUUAAAUCUUGUCUCGUUGACCUUCUAUGAACGGACGUGGAACUAUUACAUUGAGAAACCCAUCGAUACGGUGGAAAAACACCCUGACGACAUCGAUACGACUUCGUUGGCCAUGAUCCUCCUGCCUCACGACCUCGAAAAGGCUCACUCAAUCCUUGAUGAAGUGUUGUUGUACACUAACAGAGAUGGCAUCAUCCUGACGUAUUUCGACAACAAACGGCCCCGUAUUGAUCCCGCCGUGUGUGUCAAUGCUCUUCGCUUCUUCUACAAGUAUGGCCGAGACGAUGUGCCCGCACUGCAGCCUACCAAGGCUUGGGUUUCGGACGUCCUGUUCUAUCGAGCAUACCUUGAUGGAACGUAUUACUAUCCCAGCGGAGAUGUCUUCUUGUACCUUUUCAGCCGCCUCCUCAGCGCGAAUCCCCAGAGCGAUAUUUACCGCAGUACUAGCGCUCUUCUGCGUGAACGAUUGCAAGAACGAAUCGGCUCACCGGGAGACGCAGUAGAGUUGGCCAUGCGAGUUAUUGCAAGUCUUGAUAUGGGUCUCAAGAAUGAUAUCGACCUGAGGAAACUGGAAUUGCUGCAGGAAGAAGAUGGCGGGUGGCCGAUUGGCUGGCUCUGCCAGACUGGGAAGAUCAGUCUGAAGAUUGGAAGUCGAGGUGUGGCGACGGCGUUAGCCGUCAAGGCCAUCGAGAUGGCGCAGAAGAGGGCAUGA